CUGGGGAUCGCUGCGGCCGCCCCCGGAGGCAGCGCUUCCUUUGCUGCACAGAGGAUGAAUGUCUCUGCAAGGUCAUCUCUGCCUUCGGCUGCGCGGCGGCACUGAAGAUGAUUUCUCCCGGUCAAACACUGAACACGUUUCACCUGAGCAAUUUCAUAGCGAUUUUGAUUUGUCUUGAUUGGCUCUAAGGGAAAGUUGUUCCUGACCACAAUCCCCUUGAUACAAAUACUGCUCCGCAAGAGUAUUGCUGGAGGAAGCUGACUGCAAGCUACAGCUCAGAGAAAUUCCAUGGGGACAGUGCCAGAUCCUCUGAGGUCUGCCAAACUUUUGUUGGUUGCCACUUCUGAAGAGAGAGAUUGCCUGGGAGAUCCGCAGUCCACUAAGCACCAGCACAAACUAGCAAGCCUAGAGAGGAGCAGUAAUGGCAUUUCUUACACCCAGGCUGAAUCUGCUGGAGUUUGCUUGUUUGACCUGAACUGUACUGUAGUUUCCGACAUUCAAAGGGAUGAGCGUCUCUGUGGGGAUGAUACUAGCCAGCCAGACAUGUUUUUGCCUGGGUCCUUCAGCCAAGCUGAAGAAGUGCCUCCUGCAUGUACAGAAUCGGCCAGUGACUCCGAGCAAAAGGUCAGCAGUGACUCCACAGUGCAAACGCCAAUUAUAGCAAGAACCUGUGCAGCUGGGCAUGCAACAGAUAUGAUGCCAGCUACCCACAAUUCCAACCAGCUUAUACAAAGUGAUCUACCAAGGAUAAAGUCACUGGCACAAGUUGAUGACUGUGCAGUGAAGGUCUGUAGAAUGAAUGAUCCGGCAGAACUUCAAGAGUUAAAUUAUCCUUCCCCAGACAACACUAUCAAGGGUAGCGAGUCCUGUCAUCAUUCUUCUCAAGCAAAUACCCUGCAAAGAAUAGACAUGGAGAAUGAAAAAGUAGUGGAAAUAAACGACCCUGGCUUCUCUCUGGCAGCCACUCCAGUGAGGGACUCUGACGCUAUUCCUGAUCUGGGGAUCAGGCCGCAGGUUUAUUCAGAAGCAGAGAUAAGGGCUGCAAAUGAUGAUGUGAAAUCCUGUCCCACUUUUAGGACUGCACUUGCACAGAGCAAUGAGGCUUCGCCACCAUCCAGCUUUGAGGGGACACUGCCCGUGUGCAAGGCAGAGACAGAGAAAACAGGACCAGUGCUGUCACAGCUCUCCAGGUUCAGAGAAGCAAGUACAAUGACAGUCCAGCCUGAGAGCACAUCUUUAACUCAGGAGGCAGUAAACAGGACAUGGCGUGAUGCUGAGGUUCAGGCAGUGGCCAGUAUGGAGACCAAAUCCGCUUCCACCAGCCCAAGUAUCCUUGCUGCAUUCCUCAAGGGGAAUCUUCCUUCAGAGGCAAAUGAGCAAUUGCAUAUCAUUUAUCAGAGUGGUGAUGGGCAGAACCAGUCAGAACUUGCUGAUGACUUUGCAUCACUCCAAGAGCCAGCCUUGUGUCUUGGUAUCGCACCAGAAAUGUGUGCUCUGACAGUGGUGAUGGAUACAGUGAAAGCUCAGCCUGCCAAACUGCAAAAGCAUCAAGGAGACCAACCUGACACCAUCUGUCCAGUGCUGUCAGGUAGCACAACACCUGCCUGUCUGUGUCCACAAGAAGCCGGGAACACCAAGGGAAUACCUGCUGAUGGGGCAGAAACACAAGUAGCCUUCUUCACCAGAGACAGCACAGACAUUCCUCAGCUGCCAUCAGAUGCUGCAGUCUUACUGAGGGCAAAACCUGUUUACCAUAUUACGGUUAACACCAGUAAUCAACCUGCAGCACCUCAGGAGUCUGGAGAUGGUGAACCCCACCCGUCUCCAUUUGCAGCAAUCCCAGAAGCCAGCAACAACUUUAUGCACCAAGUCAAUGAUUCAGAAAGUAACCAGUCACCUGGACACAGUGGAGUACCCCAUGGAACUGAGCAGACAGAUACCCUGUGCAGCGCAGACGGUAGCAACACUCAUAGAAAGCCUUCACGGUUCCAAAGUAUUGAUGAAGUGCAAAUCAGUCUGGCUAAUGUCAAAACAGAGAGAAAGCCAAAGAAGGAAGAAAAGCUAAUGCUGCUUGAUUCUAAAGGAGGAGUUAACACCAGUACUGGAGCUGCUGCUGGCUCUGUGAAGGUAUAUGCACCAGGCACAGUUAAAAUGGAGCGGGAUAAAAUGUUGGAAGAAACUAAUCAGGCCAAGAAGUCCAGGAGCCUGACUCUGCAAGCUGGAUUUACACCUGAGUUGAAUAUGAAUUCUACCCAUGACCCCCAUAGGCUGAGGACCCCAACAGCUCCACCAGAUCAAAUUAGCAAGGCCAGUGAAAUCAGGAAGGAGCCAACAGCUGUUCCUGCCCCUGCUCCAUUACUGCCACAUCUUGGGGAAAAGAAGAAAAAGCCCACGGAGGCAAAAGUACAGGGGCAGCAAUCCAAGCACAUCCGAGAUGUUGUGUGGGAUGAACAAGGCAUGACAUGGGAGGUAUAUGGUGCUUCACUAGACCCAGAGUCACUGGGGAUCGCUAUCCAAAAUCACUUACAAAGACAAAUACAAGAACAUGAGAAACUGAUCAGGGCACAAAGCACCCAGAACCGGAAAUCGAUUUCCUCAGAUACGUCUUCAAAUAAAAAACUUAAAGGGAGGCAGCAUAAUGUGUUCCAGUCCAUGCUGCAGAAUUUUAGGCGACCUAACUGCUGUAUCCGACCUGCUCCUUCUUCUGUGUUAGACUGAUGGGGGUUUGUGUGUCCACAGGGACAACCCCUCCCCCAAAGGUGGAAAGAAACCCCACUGCUCAGUUGUAUUAUCUGGGAUUAUGAUGCGGUGACUGUGAAAAUUAUUACCUGAAAUUUUCAGAAUAGUCACUACGUUGUCCCUGGAUGAGGUGUCACCCCUUUGUUGUUUCUGUAGUAGACCCUCACCCAGUCUACUGUCAAAUGAAAAGCGAGGCACUUCGCAAAAGCACAAUUUUAAAUUGCCAAUGUACUGCAGUGAGACUGGGAUCUCCUGACUAGACACGAGGCAGAGAGAAGAACAGCAUAAGUGUUUAUCAAAAGUGAUCUUUGUUGUAUCACAAGGACUAGCAUAAGGUGUGGUGGUGGUUGUUCUUUUUAAUUAAAUUAACCUUAAAUAGCUGUAAACACACACAUACUCUCCAAUACUAACAAAUACAAAUUUCUUUUUAAAAAUCUGCAUUAAGUGCACGAAAGGAAUAAGGGGUUAAUAGCUUUCAGUGAUAACAUAUAAAAGGGGAAUUUUCAAAAGACACCAAGGUAGGUAAGUGCUCGUCUCCCCUUGAAAUAUUACAGCAUUUGGUUUCCUAGCACUAUUAGGCUUGUUAGGAAAUCCCAGCAUUAACUAAUAAAAGGUAACUGUUGAUGAGGGGAAUCGCUAGAGCUAGCCAUUAAAAUGCAGAAGUAGAGAAGUAAUUAUGAGGAAUGCUAUGUAGUCCUUUUAGAAUUCUGUUUCUUUUAAAAGAAAAGAGCUUUCAGGCAUAUUCUUUCCAAAGAGAAGAGUGGUGAGCAAAUCAAAUAUGAGUUUUCAAAUCAUUUUGGCUUCCACAGAAACAUGUUAGAUUCUCUACUGUACAGUUACAUGCAUCUGACCACCAGUCAGUUUUUUGUGUGUUGGUAAAUCUUUGGGUAUGUCUACACUACCCGCCAGAUCGGCGAGUAGCGAUCGGUCUAUUGGGGAUCGAUGUAACGCGUCUCGUCUAGAUGUGAUACAUCGAUACCCAAACAUGCUCCCCGUCGAUUCCCGAACUCCACCAGGGCGAGAGACGGAAGCGGAGUCAACAGGGAAGUGGUGGCUGUCACUUCGCGUCCUCGUGGCGCGGGAUCAAGUCAAUCCAAGAUACGUCAACUUCAGCUAUGCUAUUCUCGUAGCUGAAGUUGCAUAUCUUAGAUCGAUCUCCCCCCCGUGUAGACCAGGCCUUAGUUCCAAACUCCAGGAGGAGAGAUCCAGCUCAGAUUCUGAACGUGUAAAAACUGACUUGAGCCCAUAUUGUCUCAAGCCUGCAAGUUGGUAGGAAUUCCAAAUUGGGAGGGCUUGAAGAAUUAGCCACAAACAUACAGAUAAAAUAUUGCCCAGUCCUGCAAAUCUAUGGGAGCGCCUCCUGUGGAGCACUUGCAUCAUUGGGCCCUUAGCCAUGAACUUGCAGAUUCCAAGUAAUUUGAUCAUAUUGCACUAACAUGAAUGCAGUUGUUUUACACAGAUGCACAUGGAAAAUGAAUUCUAAGCUUGCACGCCCAAGUGCUCGUAAAUAACAAACCUUAAAUUUACACACAUAAGUACUUAGAAGUAGUAAAUUUGAUAUACAGUUGGACAUGGCUUGUCCCUGCAGGGAAAAGGGUUCCAACAGACAAAACUAAAUGAGGAACAGAAGCACUUAAAUCAGCCAGCCAUUGAUCUGACUGCACUUUGGCAAGGAGGACCAAACACAGUCAUGCAUUACUUUUUAUAGUAGUGAUGAGAAAAAAAAUAUAUUUAAAAUCCUCACCCAGCUAGUAAAUUUCACAGAGGUCUAACUAGUAUAGGAACAAUGCCUCCAGCAAGGCCUCUGAGAUCCAGAGACAAAAGAAAUUUAAAAAUUGAUCUAAAAUUCCCCAGGUAUUCCCACUUACCUGUUACCUGUCCCUAAACUGUUACCUGUCCUUGAGAGAGUCAAAGCCUCAGUAGCAUUUUCAGACACUUCCUCUUGAUCCUAAAAGCGCUGCUCAACAAGUCAGCCAACACAGCCCCAAAUAAAUAUUCACAGCAAACUGUUAUCUCCUUACUUUGUGAAUUGAUUGCUAACUAUAUGCUUAACAAAUUCAAACAAUUUGAAUAAACCUGAGAAAAUUCUGCUCUACUUGCUGCAUGUCUAGAAUGCAGUAAGAAAGCCAUGGUUGGCCCAUACCAGCUGGCUCAGGCUAAGGGGCUGUUUAAUAACAGUGUAGAUAUUUGGGCUUAGGCUGCAGCCCAAGCUC
This is a messenger RNA of Gopherus evgoodei (Goodes thornscrub tortoise), 4952 nucleotides long. RefSeq names its product GPRIN family member 3 (gene GPRIN3). The record is from RefSeq and is a predicted model, not a curated record. Lineage: Eukaryota; Metazoa; Chordata; Testudines; Testudinidae. Gene Ontology annotation, biological process: neuron projection development. Bases 289 to 2718 code for a protein of 809 amino acids. Gene Ontology annotation, cellular component: plasma membrane. The transcript has 3 exons.